Messenger RNA from Closterium sp. NIES-67, 1191 nucleotides. The record is from the annotation of a GenBank genome assembly. NCBI's taxonomy places the organism in Eukaryota, Viridiplantae, Streptophyta, Zygnematophyceae, Desmidiales, Closteriaceae.
CUAAACGCGCCUCUCGCAAAUGUAGUGGCACCAUAACCCUGGCUCAUUCGCAAGGCAAUUCGAAUCUGCCUUUCAGCCAUCCGCGAUCAGCCGGCCUGCUGUUCUAACAGUAGAGAUUCGCGGGAUCCUCUCGCCAAGAGGCUUCUUGAUCGCAGUGAGGAUUCGUGGUUCGCAGCUUCUCUUGGUUCUUCUUCUUGAUAAGGCUCGGCGCGCGCUGGUCAUCGGGCAGCCAUCAUCCAUCGCGUGCGGCAAUGGUCGCCGUCGCAUGCUCCGUCCGGCCGCUGCCUUUCUUGGCCACUGCCGCCACCGCACGAACGCACCGCAGACCUGCCCUCCCCUCUACCCCGCACACUCCCAGCGCGCCAUCCCUUGCGCGCUCUCCCCCUCCCCUCGCCGCAUCCUCCUCCUACUCCCGCCGCACACACCUCCUCCCCUCUCUCCCCCCUCGUCCCUCCCCCUCCGCCUCUCGUUCUCUCCACCCCUCCGCCACCAUGCACCCGAACGCGAAUCACCCCGGGUACGCGCAGCGCAUUCCGCCCGGGCGGGGGCAGGAGUCGGUGUGGGACUACCCGCGGCCGCCGCGCGUGGAGCGCGUGGGGAAGCGCGUGCAGGUGGAGGUGGGGGGCGUCGUGAUCGCGGACAGCGAGAACGCGUGGCGCGUGCUGGAGACCAGCCACCCUCCCGUGUACUACAUUCCGCAGGCGGACAUUCAGAUGCAGUACGUGCAGCGGGAGGCAGCAGCGUCGUCCUUCUGCGAGUGGAAGGGUGCUGCAACGUACUGGACCGUCACCGUUCCCCAGGCGUCCAAGCACCUGCCGCGCUGUGCGUGGAGCUACGAGCGCCCCACGCCCGCCUUCCAGCCCAUAGCGUCUCACAUUGCCUUCUACUGCGCGCCCAUGGACGCCUGCCGCGUGGGCGGGGAGAAAGCCAAGCCCCAGCCGGGAGGCUUCUACGGCGGCUGGGUGACCAAGGGCAUUGUGGGGCCUUUCAAAGGGGGGCCAGGGUCGUGGGGGUGGUGAGGUGACUUCUCGGUCCACUUCACCGACUCAGCCCUAGCCAGAAAGCGUUGUAUGGCAGCUGUGUCAACUUAUACAUACUAUCUCUGUAGAAGUUAUAGGCUAGACUGAGGUAUGCUUCUAGUGAGUACAACCAACUAGUAUUUGUUCUAGGUUUCCACCUCUAGUCAUUAUU